CAUCGAUGUCGCCAUCAUCAUAACAAACAUCCUCGUUCGGCUCACGCAACACACCGAGUCUAGCUCCUCGAAUAUGUCGUUCAUGGCCAAGCGCGGGCUGUGCAUAGCACUGCUACAGACCUUGCGAGUCGCUCAGGCCGAGAUUGUCAAGCUGCAACAGAUGCAGCACCAGAUCAACAGCUCGUCCACAUCUGGAGGCAGUGCACUUCCUUCGAACUCGGGCUCUCGUGCCGACGAGCUUGCCACAAACAUAUUUACCCUCCUGAUCAAGCUCUCUCGAUACGAUACAAAGUUUCCUCUGCUGGCACGGGUGCACUGUUCCGUCGAGAUCAUUAUCGAGUUUGUCCAGCGGUUUCAGGAGAAAAAGGACAUAUCGGCAAGCUUGAUGUCCUUUCACAUUUUGAAGUUACUCUCAGCAAAGAACGGUGUGUGUCAGGCACUGGUGGCAUGAUCUGCUCAGCAUAGCCUAUCCGCGGUCUGACU
Polychytrium aggregatum is the source of this 483-nucleotide messenger RNA. RefSeq lists its product as uncharacterized. The record is from RefSeq and is a predicted model, not a curated record. Lineage: Eukaryota; Fungi; Chytridiomycota; Chytridiomycetes; Polychytriales. Bases 74 to 451 code for a protein of 125 amino acids. The transcript is spliced from 3 exons.